AUGUCUGCCACGGGGGCGCGAGCCCUGCUGUCGGCGCCAUGUGCGGCUUGUGCUGCCUGCGCUUCGGCAACCCGCCAAGUCGCCAUCCAGCGCGCUCUCCCUCUCUCUCUUAGUGCCCGAGCCCACGGUCACGGCCACCGUCCCUCGCCUCGUCUGCAAGCCGUGCGCAGCUUCCGCACAUCGUCCCCCGCCCUGAGUCGCCCCGACGACGCCGAAGCUGCCGCCUCUGCCGCCUCUGCCGCCGCCGCCGCCGCCGAGAAGGCGCGGAACCCACCGCGCGACACGAAAGCUCGGCGAAACGUCGCUGCUGACCCUGUUGAUUCCGACAAUGGCACGGCCGACACCCCCCAAGCUGCUGCCGACACAGCUUCGCCAGCGCCCGAGCAGACCUAUAAGGAGGCGACAGCGCAGAGGACGCCGGGCUAUGGCUCCGCUCGUGCUCGUGCCGCUCGUGCCGGUGCCCGCGCCGAAGAGUUCUCCCCCGUCCAGCUGCCCCCGUGGUUCAUGGACAUGCACAUCUCCCUGUACGAGCACCGCCCCAUCGGCAGGCCCGCCACCGCCCUGGACCCCCUCAAUGACGAGGCCCGGAAGAACGUGCUCCAUGUCCUCCAGUCGCACUUUGACGACGCCGCUGUGGUCCCUGCCGAUGUCGACACGUGGAAGUUCGAGUUCGACAGAAUGAUACCCCUAGUGACUGAAGAGGCUCUGGACUUGCCUGUUGCGAGAUUUCGCGCAGUCCACCGCACGGCCCUGCUCCAGGUCCUGGCCCUUUUGCACCGCCCCGACGCCGACCCCGAGCAUAUCGAGGCUCUGCGUCGCCACUAUGCCGACACCAACCACAGCAUGCUGCGUCUGUCGUGGUGGGCCGACAAGUCGCUGUCUGCCGACGCCCAGCGCUGGCUUGCCAACCUCCGGCCUGACCCCGGCAUUUUCCACGAGCCGGGCCUGUAUGGAAGCCCCCUAGCGAGCCGGCCCGAACCCGAGUACUCAGUGUGCAUGGAGCUUCUCGCUGCUGUACGUGCCCAGCUCGUGGCCGAAUAUCCCAGCACUAAGCCGAGGAACGUGCAGAGGCCAAUCACUGUUCUCUCGGUGCUCAACCGCAAAGGCCGGAGCAUCGCCUACUCGGUCAUCGAGGACAUCGCUACCGACUUGCAGGCCGACGUGGUGCGCCUCGACGCGGCCACCAUUGCAUCCAUACUGGGGCACCAUCUGGGCCAAAACUUGCAUUCGAGCCGCGGCCCCGUCUCCAUGCUUGGCUUCGCCGCCGCCGAGAUGAACGGGAGACUGGCGUCGCGGUCCUCGCCCGAGUCAAUGGAGCUGGGCAUGAUCACCGUCAACCUCCCGUCCAGGCUGCGGUCCUUCCUCUCGCCGAAAGGCAGCGGGCUGGGCUCAUCCACCAUGAUGGACGAUCGCUGGGAUGAUCUUAAGCUGAACCAGGCGCUAGAGUCGCUAGUUGCCGCCGCCGGUGCCAAGCGUGCCUCGGAAGUGGACUCGGGGUCUGGAACGGAGCGGCCCCUGAUCAUCCAUGUGCACGACUAUGUGGAGAUGAGCGCUGCCAAUGACAGCAUCAUAAACAAGCUGCGUUCCAUAGCCGACCGCAUGUGGCAGAAGGGGAGGAGGGUGGUCCUCAUCGGGUCCUCGUCGACAGAUAUCGCCAAGUCGCCACAGCUGCGCGAACAGCUCAUCGAGAUGACCCGAGAAGGCACCCAGAUCAUCCCUUUCCAUGCGGCCGAGUCAUCCGAGUGGAUGGAGGCCGGGGACAACUUUACCGAGAACACGGAAAACAUCAAGAACAUGCUGCAGGCCAUACUCGGACCGUCGGUCGACGUCGACUUCGACACCGUCCCAGACAACUUUGCCCAUCUCGACCACCUGCACGCCGCGAGGGAGCCCGUCCAGGACUGCCUCAAGUUGCUGCAAGAGCGGGUGUUUGACAUUUCGUGGGUCUACCGCUUGGUGUCGCUCAUGAUUGGGAGCCGGUCACCGACCUUCACAAAGUUCAACCUCAGCCACCUGCGAUAUGCCAUGGAUUUCAUGGCAGACAGGGACAAGCACUGGACAGAUAUCUCCCCCGGAGUCCGCGCUCCCUACUUUUCUCCGCUGACCCCGAAAAGAUCGCAGAAUUUCGGGUCCUCCAGCGCCGAAGAGUGGGCUGCGUCGAUGGGUAUGUCGGGCGGCCCGCCCUCGUCGACGUCUACUAAGGAGUACGACCAACACGAGAAGAAACUGCUUUCGGGGUUGAUCAACGCAAAAGACAUACAUACCACCUUUGAAGACAUCGUUGUCCCCAAGGAGACCAAGGAGUCUCUGAUCGGGCUGACGUCGCUCUCGCUCGUCCGGCCCGACGCCUUCUCGUACGGAGUGCUCAAGACGGAGCGGAUCCCGGGCUGCCUGCUGUACGGGCCCCCGGGCACGGGCAAGACGCUGCUGGCCAAGGCCGUGGCCAAGGAGAGCGGCGCCAACAUGCUCGAGGUCAGCGCCGCCAGCAUCAACGACAUGUAUCUGGGCCAGUCGGAGAAGAAUGUGCGCGCGCUCUUCUCGCUGGCCCGCAAGAUGGCGCCCAUGGUCAUUUUCCUCGACGAGGCCGACGCCCUGCUCGGCGCCCGCCACAACACGUUUGGCCGCACCGGCCACCGCGAGACCAUAACGCAGUUCCUGCGCGAGUGGGACGGCCUCUCGGACAUGCGCGCCUUCAUCAUGGUCGCCACCAACCGGCCCUUCGACCUCGACGAGGCCGUGCUCCGCCGCCUGCCCCGCAAGAUCCUCGUCGACCUGCCGCUCGCGACGGAGCGCGCUGAGAUCCUCCGCGUCAUGCUGCGCGAGGAGCAGCUCGCGCCCGACGUCGACCUCGCCACGCUCGCCGCCGACGCGGACCUCUACUCGGGCUCCGACCUCAAGAACCUCUGCGUCUCGGCCGCCAUGGAGGCGGUGCGCGAGGAGAACCGCGCGCGCGACGCCCACGACUGCGCCCAGGCCGAGGCUGCCGCCGCGGCGGAGCCGUUCGUGUUCCCGCCCAAGCGCAUCCUCACGCGCGCGCACUUCGACAAGGGCCUGCGCGAGAUCAGUGCCAGCAUCAGCGAGGACAUGGACAGCCUCAAGGCCAUCCGCAAGUUCGACCAGCAGUACGGCGACGCCGGCCGCCGCCGCAAGACCCGCCGCGGCAUGGGCUUCGAGGUCGUGCCCGACGCGCCCAAGGGCACCGACGAGGCCCGCGUCCGCCAGGUCGUCGCCGGUGUUGUUGUGUGA
This is a messenger RNA of Lasiosphaeria miniovina, 3246 nucleotides long. RefSeq lists its product as uncharacterized. The transcript has 2 exons. NCBI's taxonomy places the organism in Eukaryota, Fungi, Ascomycota, Sordariomycetes, Sordariales, Lasiosphaeriaceae. The coding region runs from base 1 to 3246 and encodes 1081 amino acids. Gene Ontology annotation, cellular component: mitochondrial outer membrane. Gene Ontology annotation, molecular function: ATP hydrolysis activity; ATP binding. The record is from RefSeq and is a predicted model, not a curated record.